AAUAUAAAUCUAGGGCGUAAAGAGGUAUUGCAAUUAUAUUAUUCUCCACUCUGUUUCUCAACAAAAAUGCCGCCGCCGCCUGGACCCUACUCUGGAACCAGCACCGUCGCCCUGGUGGCUCGUGUGUCAGCUUUCUCUGUGGGUCUUGUGUACGGAAACCUGAAGCUCAAAUAUCUCAAAGUACGUUGCUUGAUUGCUUAUUUUAUCUGAUUUUCCGAUUUUUUUUACGUGAUUCUCGAUUCCCUUUUCUUUGAUUGCAAUUAAAUUCAUGUACCUUUCAUCAUUUUCUAUGUGCAUCUUACUCCAUUUCAAUCUGCAUCGUCUUCGGGUUUUAGGUUCCGAAUGGAGGACUGUGAUAUUGCUCUAAUUCCCUUUCAGCUACAAAUCUUGAUCUGCUUAGUGAUUUUCCAGCUUCGAAAAUUUUGAUCUAUUAACAAACCCAAACGAGUCUCUCUGAGAAAAUUAAGGACAAAUGCUUCAAUGAAAACAGUUUAACAAGCUACGAUGUCCAGUUAUUCUGAAUGCUUAAUGGAAUAGUUGUAUGUUUGUGACUUUGUGAGACUUGAAGGUUUGAAGAUUGCCAUGAACUUACAAUUAAUAGAAUAAAUAGACAAAUGAGCUGCCCGAACUCAUUUGGGAACUAGUGAGAAUAAACCCAAUAGAGAAACAUUCUCCAAAGGAGGAAUACAUUUCUUUGCUUGUUUAGUUUCACUUCAAGAUAGCUGCAAUUAUUUUUCUGUUUGGUGAGGUAGUUGCUUGUUUAUCUAACUAAUUUUCUUCCCUUAACUAUUCUUUAUCUUUUACUAUACUAUUUUAAGGUGGAAGUAGUAGCA
Molecule: messenger RNA, 833 nt
Organism: Manihot esculenta (cassava)
Lineage: Eukaryota; Viridiplantae; Streptophyta; Magnoliopsida; Malpighiales; Euphorbiaceae
Exons: 2
Coding region: 67-210 (47 amino acids)
Source: RefSeq, a predicted model, not a curated record